UCCGUGGCUAACUAGCAAUCGAACAAUAAAAAAAUAAAAAACCAAUUGGGAAUUUAGAGAAUGGCUCGAUUUAUUAAGAUGCACGUCUUUAUCGGUUGUCUUGUUUUGCUGGCUUCCUGCUGUUGUUCCAUCAAUGCUUCAAACGUGGAAGAACAGUUGCUGCAACUGCAGGAUAGCUUUAAUGAAAUGCGCGGAAGUUUGGCGGAAAAGAGCAGUCGAAUGGACGCAUUGGAACUUCAAGUUGCUCAGUUGACAUCUCAAGUGAUUCAAUUGCAGCGCGUGGAAAAUCAAAAUAAGAUUUUGAUGGAAGAAAUCGCCCAGUUGAAUGAAAUGCGAAAAACAAGAGUUUUAAAUGGCAUCAGCAACCAGCCAUCGACUAACGCCAUCAGCCAAAUGCCAACGUCGUGUGAGGACCUAAGUGAAAUUGGUCACACCUUGAACGGACUUUACUCGGUCAUGGGAAUGAAAUCAGUGGAGAGCGUUUACUGUGACUUUUCAAAUGCAACAAACGAUUCAGGUUUUCAGACAUGGAUUGGCCACGUCGAUGUCAAAUCAACACCAACGUAUUUCUUUGUACGCAGGAGUGACUAUUUCGAAGAAUUAGGAACGCCAAUCCUGUUCGACAUUGAAGAGCUCAAUGUGGGUGCGGCUUACGACAAAAAUUCUGGAAUUUUCACGGCACCCGUAACGGGGAAAUAUUUUUUUACCGUCAGUGGAUUGGGAUACUUUCCCGGAUCAAUUGUCUCGUCUAGAUAUCACAUUCAAGUCGGCCUAUAUAAAAACGAUGAAGCAAUGGCCUUUGCACUGGCUGACGAAGUCGAAGUCGGCUUUCAAUACGAAACAUUUUCACUUCAGUUAACACUCGAAUUAACCAAAGGCGAUCAAAUUUCUGUUCGAAUUCAAGGUCUGUCGCCUUAUGUGUCUUUGAGGGCAGGAAUGUUUACCCAAUUUAACGGUUUCCUAUUGGAAGAAGAUAUUACGCAGUUCCUUCAUAUGUUGGAAAUGGUUCAAUUUAUUAAGAUGGACGUUGUUAUUUGUUUGAUUGUUUUGCUGGCUUCUUGCUGUUGUUCCAUUAAUGCUUCAACUGUGGAAGAACAAUUGCUGCAACUGCAGGAUGGCUUUGAUAAAAUGCGCGAAAUUCUGGAGGAAAAGAACAGCCGCAUGGAAGCUCAAUUAGCGGCUCAAGUGGUUCGAUUGGAGCGCGUGGAAAAUCAAAAUAAGAUUUUGAUGGAAGAAAUCGCCCGGUUGAAUGAAAUGCGGAAAACAAGAGUUUUAAAUCGAGCCAAUGGCAUCAGCAACGAGCCAUCGACUAACGCCAUCAACCAAAUGCCAACGUCGUGUGAGGACCUAAGUGAAAUUGGUCACACCUUGAACGGACUAUACUCGGUCAUGGGAAUGAAAUCAGUGGAGAGCGUCUACUGUGACUUUUCAAAUGCAACAAGCGAUACAGGUUAUCAGACGUGGAUUGGCCACGUCGAUGUCAAGUCAUCGCCAGCGUAUUUCUUUGUGCUCAGGGAUCAAAUUUUUAAUGAAACAAGAACGCCAAUCCCGUUCGACAUUGUACAGCUCAAUGUGGGUGCGGCUUACGACAAAAAUUCAGGAGUUUUCACGGCACCCGUAACGGGGAAAUAUUAUUUUACCGUCAGUGGAAUGGCAGCCUUUCCCGGAACAUAUAUUACGACUAGACUUUUCUUUCAAAUCGGCCUGUAUAAAAACAAUGAAGCAAUGGCCUUUGCAAUGGCUGACAAUGUCAGCGACUACUAUGAAAACGAAUCGUUUUCAUUUCAAUCGACACUUGAGUUAAUCAAAGGCGAUCAAAUUUCGGUUCAAAUUUACGGCAUGUCGCAAGCUGCAUCUUUGAUGACAGACACGUACACCCAAUUUAACGGUUUCCUAUUGGAGGAAGAUAUUACGCAGUACCUUUAUAUGUUGUGAAACCAAGCUUGUUGCUGACAAUUGCAAAGCAGAUCUCUUAGGGGAUCUGCAUUCUAUUGAUAACACCCAAUACCAAUGCCUAUCAGUCAAUUGAAUAAUACAAUUCAUUCCAAUGGAAA
Daphnia magna is the source of this 2054-nucleotide messenger RNA. RefSeq lists its product as uncharacterized. NCBI's taxonomy places the organism in Eukaryota, Metazoa, Arthropoda, Branchiopoda, Diplostraca, Daphniidae. Bases 61 to 1935 code for a protein of 624 amino acids. The transcript is spliced from 8 exons. Gene Ontology annotation, molecular function: protein binding. The record is from RefSeq and is a predicted model, not a curated record.